AUGAUGCGCUACGCCUUGCUCUUCAGUAAGCAGGCGAAGAUUCGUCUGAGUAAGUACUACGUCCCGACCAAGCCGAAAGAUCGAACGCGGAUCGAACGCGACAUCACCGCGGCGGUGCUCGCGCGCGAUCCCAAGGCGUGUAACGUCGUCGAGUACGGUGAGGUGAAGCUGGUGUACAGGCGGUACGCGUCGCUGUACUUUUGUUUGGCGGUGGAGCGGGACGCGAACGAGCUGGCGACGUUGGAGAUGAUUCAGCACUACGUGGAAAUCUUGGACAAGUACUUUGGAAACGUGUGCGAAUUGGAUUUGGUGUUUAAUUUUCACAAGGCGCAUUACGUCUUGGACGAGGUCUUCGUGGCGGGACACCUGCAGGAGACGAGUAAGAAGUUGGUGGCGCGGUUGGUGAGCGAGCAGGACGCGUUGGUGGAACGGGCGAAGAUGGGAGGACCGGCGGGCGAAGACGCGUAG
Molecule: messenger RNA, 468 nt
Organism: Ostreococcus tauri
Lineage: Eukaryota; Viridiplantae; Chlorophyta; Mamiellophyceae; Mamiellales; Bathycoccaceae
Product: AP complex, mu/sigma subunit
Exons: 1
Coding region: 1-468 (155 amino acids)
Biological process (GO): intracellular protein transport; vesicle-mediated transport
Cellular component (GO): AP-1 adaptor complex; membrane coat; intracellular membrane-bounded organelle
Molecular function (GO): clathrin-cargo adaptor activity
Source: RefSeq, a predicted model, not a curated record